ACUUCCAGACAAGACAACUUUUUAAAAAUUUCUGACACUUGGAAUCCCAAUUCUGUGGGUGGUGCUCUUCGUUUCAAUUCGACUAUUCAACCCAACAUAAACACUCCACAUUUCCACAUUCUACAUUUACGUCUUCAAUAUUCCCCAUAAUUUUCUCUUCUUCAUCUUCAACAAUUAUCAACACUAAUCAAAAUUAAAAUCACCCACAUUGCUCAAAUUUCUUUGAAUUCUGGGUGCAAUUUGAUUUGAUCAUGGAAAUUCGAAAAUUCCCAUUAAUUUUUCUAUCUUUUCUCGUGAUUUUCCCUCAGCUUUCUCUUGCCGGAUGGUUCAGCAACAACAAGCGUCAAGAAUCUGUGCUUAAAUUGAAGAGUGCGACUGUUUAUAAUACUUUAUAUGGGUUUGAUCCUACUCGCGUCACUCAGCUAUCAUGGCAUCCCAGGGCAUUUCUGUACAAGGGUUUUUUAACCCAUGAAGAAUGUGAUCAUCUUAUCCAAUUGGCAAAGGAUAAAUUGGAGAAAUCAAUGGUGGCUGAUAACGAGUCUGGAAAGAGUAUACCAAGUGAAGUGAGGACUAGUUCUGGCAUGUUUCUUCAAAAGGGUCAGGAUGAUGUAGUCACUAGAAUCGAGGCAAGAAUUGCUGCCUGGACUUUCCUUCCUCCAGAAAAUGGGGAGGCCAUGCAAGUCCUUCGCUAUGAGCUUGGUCAAAAGUAUGAGCCCCAUUUUGAUUACUUUCAUGAUAAGGUCAAUCAGCAGCUAGGUGGCCACCGGAUUGCUACUGUGCUGAUGUACUUGUCUUAUGUUGAAAAGGGUGGAGAAACUGUCUUUCCCAACGCAGAGGGAAAACUGAACCAACCGAAAAAUGAAAGCUGGUCUGAUUGUGCUAAAGGUGGCUAUGCAGUGAAACCCAGUAAGGGUGAUGCAUUGAUGUUUUUCAGUCUUCAUCCCGAUGCAACUACUGAUCCAAUGAGCUUGCAUGGUAGCUGCCCUGUCAUUGAGGGUGAGAAGUGGUCUGCAACUAAGUGGAUUCACGUUCGGUCUUUUGACAGAUCUUUAGAAGAUAAGUCUUCUGGAGAAUGUACAGAUAAAAAUGUGCACUGUACUCAGUGGGCACAAGCAGGGGAGUGUGAAAAGAACCCUGUGUACAUGGUAGGCAGCGAAAAAUCAAAGGGACAUUGCAGAAAGAGCUGCAAUGUUUGCUGAGCAUAUACAUCAGUCAUUCCAUUUGUGGAUGAGUUAUCUUCUUUUCUUUUUUUAGGGAUGAGUUUUGUUUAACUAUGGAUCACCAGUCACAUCUGAUGCUGAGAUAGUUGUAGAUAAAUGUUGCUUCUAUUAGAAACAGAGAGCCACAACCUUGGAUUGAAUUUCGUCUCCCCUUUUUGUAUUAAACUUUCUGUACUGUAAGCUUGUAGUUAUUCAGCAUGAAAUUGAUGGAGAUAGAGUAUUCUAUAUUUUUAUCUGUAUUAUUCCAUAGCAGCCGCUGGCCGCCGCGAAUGCAGGUUUUCUUCCUUCAUUAAGCACUGUUCCUUCCAAAA
This is a messenger RNA of Chenopodium quinoa (quinoa), 1531 nucleotides long. RefSeq names its product probable prolyl 4-hydroxylase 7. Bases 252 to 1199 code for a protein of 315 amino acids. Gene Ontology annotation, cellular component: endoplasmic reticulum. NCBI's taxonomy places the organism in Eukaryota, Viridiplantae, Streptophyta, Magnoliopsida, Caryophyllales, Amaranthaceae. The transcript has 8 exons. The record is from RefSeq and is a predicted model, not a curated record. Gene Ontology annotation, molecular function: procollagen-proline 4-dioxygenase activity; iron ion binding; L-ascorbic acid binding. Gene Ontology annotation, biological process: peptidyl-proline hydroxylation to 4-hydroxy-L-proline.